AUGAAAAAAGAAAAUAAAAUUAUUACAUCAAAGUAUAAUAAAUAUACUUUCUUCUUUGUUAACAUGUACCAUCAACUAAGCAAGCCCAGCAAUCUUUUCUUUCUAUUAACUAUGAUAUUGCUUACUAUCCCAACAAUAUCUCCAUUUAACCCUUACACUUAUUUACUGGCCUUUGCCUUGGUAACAGGUACAUCUAUGAUAAAAGACGGUAUAGAAGAUUUUAAAAGACACAAAGAAGAUAAAAAAGUAAAUACAAAACCUGUAACCGUCGCUUAUAUAGAAAACAAUACAAUAAUUAAUAAAGAUAUUUAUGUUGAAGAUUUAAAAAAAGGCGAUUUUGUUAUUUUAAAAGGCAAUGAAGAUGUACCGGGCGAUUGUGUACUUUUAAUAAGUAAAAUUAAAGGUAAAUGUAAGGAAUAUUGUUUUAUAGAUUCGAGUAAUCUUGACGGUGAAUCAAAUCUAAAGAAAAAGACAUCAUUUAUAACAAAUAUUUGUAAAGAAAAAACAGCAGCGAGUACAAGCGAGAACAUUUUACACGAAUUUUGUGAAUGCGAUCGCGAUUUUAUAAAAAAUGUAACAGAUUCACAAAUUAAAGAUACAGGAGAUGUUUUUAACAAAUUUGAAUGUACACUGACUUUUUAUGGACGUCACGAGUUAUGUAAUGAACGAAACGUUUUACUUCGUGGUAUGAAAGUCAAAAACGUUGAUAGUGUUCUUGUAUACACUGUAGCUGUCGGUGCGCAAACGAAAUUAGGAAAAAGUAAUGUUAAGAGUAGAAAAGGAACAUCUCUUUUUGAGAUGGAACUUACAAAAGUGGUAAUGUUGAUAUUUGCUAUAUAUUUCUCACUUUUAGUAUCGACUGCGAUAUUGGGAUCUUUAUUUUUAAGAAAAACUAAUAUAACUUAUUUAUAUCUUGGAGAGUUCCUAACGGCUGAUGCACUUAAAUUGACAGGUACAAAUUAUAUAAUGUUUAGUUAUUUGAUACCAUUAUCUUUAUUUGUUACAUUAGAGGUUUCUAGAAUGUUUCAUUCAGCUUACAUUUCAAAUGAUGAGAAAAUGAUAAAAGAUAAUGUUCAUUCUGUGUGUAGAAAUUCUAAUGUGACAGAAGACUUAGGGAUGAUAGAAUACAUUUUAAGUGAUAAAACAGGAACCCUAACAAAAAAUAAAAUGGUAUUUAAAAAAAUACAUAUUCUUGGGAAUCAGAGCCUGUUAGAAAUUAACGCAUUACAGUCUAAUUUUUACAAUGUAGAAGAAUUUUCUUCUUUUUUAAGUUCUAACAACUUCAGUCUUGCACUCCAAAAAAUAUUUUUAGUGUUAGUAUUAACAUGUUGUAAUAGUGUUGAACCACUAAACGGUAAAUUAGAAGGAAUAUCGCAAGAUGAGAUUUCUAUUCUGGAAAAGUUGAGGGAAAUUAAUGUUGAACUUUUGCGACGAGAAGAUACUUAUGUAUUAAUUAAAAUUAGUAAAAUUACUAUUAGAUGUGAUAUAAAGUAUACACUAGAUUUUAGUUCAUCCAGACAAAGAAUGUCUGUUGUUAUAUUACUUUUUAAUAAAUAUUACGUUUUAUCUAAAGGAUCAGACCAAAUGAUGUUAGAUAGAAAAAAAAUAAAAUGUAAGACAUCGUCUAUUGAUGAUGUAACAUCUAUUAUUAAUACAAAUUCGAGUUAUAGAACACUAGUUACUGCCUAUCGCGAACUGGCCAAAGAUGAAUUUGAUAAAUUUGUAAAAGAUUAUAAUUCAGUAGAUUUAAUUAAUCGUGAAGAAAAAGAGGAAAAGAUUUUUGAGAGGAUUGAACAAGAUAUGAAUUAUCUUGGUACUACUUUUAUAGAAGAUGAAUUACAAGAAGAAGUAAAAGAGACAAUUGAUAUGUUAAAAAAGGCCGGCAUUAAAAUAUGGAUGAUUACAGGUGAUAAAAAAGAGACUGCCAUUAGUUGCGCAAUAGAUUGCGGUCUUAUGAAAAAUAUGAAUGAUAACGAAGUGAUAGCAAUUGAAGGUACUAGAUUUAAUCAAGAAGUUUCUUCCAUUGACAUUUUAUCUUAUAAAUCUGUUAUUUUAUAUAGAUCUACGCCUAAACAAAAAAGCGAGAUAGCUGAAAAAUUUCGAGAAUAUAAAAAAAAUACACUAGCCAUUGGUGAUGGUAACAACGAUGUAGCAAUGUUGCUUACAGCAAAUGUGGGUGUAGGAAUAUUAGGCAAAGAAGGUAAUCAGGCAGGUAUAUCUGCAGAUUUUGCAAUCCCAGAUUUUAGAAGCCUUAAAUUUUUAAUAUUUUUACACGGAAGAUACAACUUUAUAAGAUUUUCUAAGGUGACCUUAAAUGCUUUGUACAAAAAUAUUUAUUUAAUAAUUAUUCAAUAUUUAUAUAACUUUUUUACUGGAUUUUCAGGAAAACCGGUCUACAAUAAUUAUUUUCUAAAUUAUUAUAACGUUUUCUUUACAUCUUUAAUUCCAGCUUCAAUCUGCUGCUUUGAUAAGGAUCUCCCCGAGGCUUAUUUACUUCAACACCCUGAGGAAUACAUGUCUACCAAGGCUUUUUUCUGUAAAUCAGUAAUCAUUCUAGGAAUAAUUUAUGGAAUUCUACAAGGUCUUAUAGUUUUUAUAUUAUUAUUUGGGGUUGUGUUUGUUAAAGAUUUAAUGAAUCCUUAUGGUAGAGUAGGAGGAUACAAUGGAUUGAACAAUCUAGUAUCAUUAAUUGUAUUCUUUUCUGUUUUUCUAGGACAAGUAAGACUUAUUUCUUACUACACUAUUUAUUCAUACAUAGCUAUUUUUUUAAGUCUUUUUCUAUUUUUUAUAACACUGUAUUUAAUACAAGACACAUCACUAGGAGGAAACAUGUGGAUAUUGAUGAGUAUACCCUCCGCAUAUUUUACAUUCCUAUUUAUUAUUUUAUUUUCUUAUAUGGCUGAACUAUGUUUAAGUAAAAUAUUUUAUAGAAUUGUAAGUACUAAAAAUGUAGAAUAA
This is a messenger RNA of Vairimorpha ceranae, 2958 nucleotides long. RefSeq names its product phospholipid-transporting p-type. The transcript has a single exon. Gene Ontology annotation, biological process: phospholipid translocation. Gene Ontology annotation, molecular function: ATP binding; ATP hydrolysis activity; ATPase-coupled intramembrane lipid carrier activity. Gene Ontology annotation, cellular component: plasma membrane. The coding region runs from base 1 to 2958 and encodes 985 amino acids. Lineage: Eukaryota; Fungi; Microsporidia; Nosematidae. The record is from RefSeq and is a predicted model, not a curated record.